UUUGUGUGAAACGACAGAGCACAAUCAUGUUUUUUAGCUUCCGAUCGUUGACACUCACGUCUGUAUCACUGCUGCGUGAAGGCUAAUGGUUAAUACGCAGGGAUCCAUGAAUCAGUCGAAGUCUGAUGAAAGUGUGUCAAAGCGUUUAAGAGUCAUGAAGAAAUCUGAGCAGUUGCUUCAUUACAACAAUGCAAAGACAAACAAAGAAAUGAAAUAUUUUAAUCUUGUUGGUGCUGAAGGUGAUAAUGCCUUGAUUGUCAGAUGCUACAUUACAUCUAAGUUCAACACUAUUGAACCUGGAUUGAGCUUCAGAUUUCAAAAUUUAACUGCUCGAGGGAAAAGUGAAUAUUGGGUAACCAGCAAAACAAUGAUAUCAUACACAUCUACAGUUGAUGUAAGUCCAGAUAUUGUUCUUCCAUACCUGCCAGAAAAUUUACCACCAGAUGGACUAAGCCAUUCUCUACAGGAGGCAUUGAAUUCACCAGAAAAAUCAAGUGUCAUGGGAAAGAUUGUUAAGGUUUCACCUAUUAAGUAUGUUAGAGAUGGUAACCUUGCUGUCAAGUCAUUGUUUCUUAAAGACAACAGCACUGUUGCAAAAGUUUGCCUUUUUGACAAACUUGCAGAAAAUGAAUAUGCGGAAGGGAACAAUUUGCAGAUAACGGCAGUGUAUCCCAAGAAGUACCUGGGUGUUGAACAGUUAACAUCAACUGCAUUUACAAAAUGUCAGUUUUUGUCAGACCAAAACUUCCCUGACAAGACGGAAGAAGAUUUUCAAAGGUUUCGGAGCGAUGGAGAUUUUUUGGACUCUAUCAGUGAUUUGAUGCCAUCGUUGGUAACAUUAACGGAUAUUUUGGACAUUGACAUCUACGAUGUGUGCAGUAAUGGUUCUUGUAAAGAAAAAAAGAUGAUCAAAGAAAAGUGUCCUGUGUGUGGGGGACACACAAAAAAGGUGGAGAAAAACAUCCGAGUAACUUUUCUGUUUUCAACAGAAUCGAAAAGAGAUGAAAAAGCAACCAUCUUUAAAGAUACUUUGGAGGAAGUCAUGAAGGACACAUUUACUAUUGAAUCAAAGGCAGCUUGCUUAAGCGUACUAUUAGAGAAGUUGCCAAUCAAGUUUAAAUCCCAAGUUUCGGCACGUAACACUUUUUACGAUAUUAGUGAUUGUUAAAUGUUGCAAGAUGAAUGCAGUCACACACCUUCAGUUCACCUACAAUGUAGAUGUUGCCCUUUUUUUUGGUAGCUAAUUUUUUUUUAAAGACCUUUUUAGAUUUGUUUGAAUUCAUUAUUACUAAGGAAGUAUUAGAAGUACAAGAAUGUAGGAUUUGCACUUACUGUAGACGCAUGUAUUUUUGUGUCGCCUGCGUUACGCAGUGGCGACAUAUAGGGAUCACUAUCCAUCGUCUUGCGUCGUCACAAAAAAUUUCUGUCACAGUUUUCUCAAGAACCACAUGGGGCAACUCCCUGAUAUUUGGCACAGAGCAUCAGUGUGGCCAACUGUAUUGUGUAAGACAUUUUCGAAUCUGUUGCUUAUCAACUUCCUGUUUAGUGACAAAAACCAUUCCAAUAAUUUACUUUUUCAACAUUAUACGUGAUAUAUUACAUAUAGAAUGAACAAGCAGGCGACACGUCUUCCGGGGAAGACUUAAUACUGCGUUUUGUAUUAUUAUGCGACAUAGGUUUCAGCUAGAAGUUCUUAGAUUUGUUUGAAUUUUUAGUUACUGUAGAAGUAUUGCAAGUAUUUAGCCUAUGCACUUACUGUAGACACCUGAAUUUUUUUUCAUUUUGCAGAAUUUGUUGUUUGAUGUACAAUAGCACUAUCAAAUAUAAUGAAGACCUAAUGUCAUCAAUGUUCUGUUUUGCUUUUAAAUUAUUUUACAUCAUGAUAAAGCAAUAACUUUUAUAGCAAUGGGUAUAAUAUUUAUUGUCAGUAUUACAGUCUUAUUUUUGUUCAGUAUUGCUUUUCAAAUAUGAUGUUUUUUAUUCUAGUCAUUACAACCAGUCCAUUCCAUUUUUUCACUAGUCAUCAUAUUUAGAAGUACUAACACUUAAGGACCCUCUAUAUACUGCACACUAAAAAGUUGUCAUUUCAUGUUAUUUUUAUGCAGUUAAACUGAUCUGCUCUCAUCUAAUUUAUUGAUUUCUCCAAAUAUUACUUGAUAUAUAUUAAAUUCAAACAUUUCUAACAUUAUGCUAAGUAAUGUUACACUUUAUUUGCAUGUAUUUUUCCCAUUUAAAUAAACAACCCUGAUUUGCGUUCAGCAAUAGUCCAAUGCUAUGGCGUAUGCUAUUUUGAAAAAUUUUCCUCAGAGUAAAUAUCUGCUUUCCUACAAUGAAGAUGAAAUAGAUGGCUCAGUAUUUACACCUUUAUAUGAAAUAAUUUUUCAAUGUCUAGAAAAAAAUUUUCAUCAGUGUAUCUAGUGUCCUUAAUUGUUUGUUCAUUAACCUUUGAAGUCCACAUUUGAUAUCUUUUUUUGUUUUGUUUUGAAAAAUGCAUAAUUCCAAGGGUGCUAAAGAAUGUUUUGAUUAUUGCAUUAUACUAUUUUGUUAAAUAUUGUCACAGGUUGUGCCAAUAAAAUUUUCAAUCUUGAAUAAAUCUGAUUUAUUUCAUAGCGAAAGGUUAUGAUAUUUGGAUAACCCAAAUUAAAUGUCACAGUUUUAAUAUGGAAAGUGUGAAAUUAAAUUAAUGCAGUAUUCAUGCAACAGUCAUUGGUUGAAUUA
This is a messenger RNA of Ostrea edulis (European flat oyster), 2718 nucleotides long. RefSeq lists its product as uncharacterized. The coding region runs from base 86 to 1168 and encodes 360 amino acids. The record is from RefSeq and is a predicted model, not a curated record. The transcript has 5 exons. Lineage: Eukaryota; Metazoa; Mollusca; Bivalvia; Ostreida; Ostreidae.